AGUCCCGCGGGCCGAGAGAAAGGAGCCGCUCCGGCUGGGGGUCAGGUCUCCAGCCCAGGGUGUCUCGUUCGUUGCCUAAACCCACUCGGCUUUCCUUUCCGAGGAGCCUUUCCCGCGGAGGCGGGGCGAUGCCUGGGGACCGGCCGCCUAGGGUCCGCUCCGGGAAUCAGCCUCGUCCCGCGCCCGCCAUGGAGCCGGCGGGUCGCGGGGCCUGGGCCCACAGCCGCGCCGCGCUUGACCGGCUGGAGAAGCUGCUGCGCUGCUCGCGUUGCACCAAUAUUCUGAAGGCACCUGUGUGCUUAGGAGGAUGUGAGCACAUCUUCUGUAGCAAUUGUGUAAGUGACUGCAUUGGAACAGAAUGUCCAGUGUGUAAUACCCCAGCCUGGAUACAAGAUGUGAAGAUAAAUAGACAAUUGGACAGCAUGAUCCAACUUUGUAGUAAGCUUCGAAAUUUGCUCCAUGACAAUAAGCUUUCAAAAGACUCAAAAGAAGAUACGUCUAGGAAAAGUUUAUUUAAUGAUGCAGAAAAUAAGAAGAAUUCAAUAAAAAUGUGGUUUAGUCCUCGAAGUAAGAAGGUCAGAUAUGUUGUGAGUAAAGUUCCUGUGCAAACUCAUCCUCAAAUGAUGAAUGAUGAAAAUGCUCAGCAGGCCUCAGUGUAUGAAUUUGUUUCCACAAGUCCUCCAGCAGAUUCUUCUGAAAGAGUUCAAAAGGCUUCUACAAGAUCUAGGAAAAAGCAGAAAAAGAAAACUUUAGCUGAGAUCAACCAAGAAUGGGAUUUAGAGAAGGAAAAAGAAGAUAGUGAACAUGACUCCAAAGGGGAAUUUAAGGAAAAGCUGGUAUCCUUCUGUAGCCAGCCAUCUGUUAUUGCUAGCCCUGAGGUAAAUAGUGAAAUAGACUUACUAGCAAGUGACUCUGUAACGGAAUCUGAAUGUUUUGGAAGCUUAAAUGAAGUUUGCUUACCACUGGCUGAACAAAUAGUGUCUCCAGAAAUUGAGAACAAGAAUGAGGUAGUGAUUCCUGAGGAGAAUAUCUUUGAAAAUUCUCCUUCAUCUAAAAAAUCCUUGCCAUUAGGUCAUGCUGGAAAACGUGAGAGUCGCAAAAGACUCAGCAGUCCCAUUUCUAAGAGAUGUAGAAGCAGCAUUCUGAGCACCAGUGGAGAUUUUGUCAAGCAAACGAUGCCCUCAGAAAAUGUACCAUUGACUGAAUGUUCUUCCCCACCUUCAAGCAAACUUGAACUUGGUGACACAUUAAGGAGAAAAAAUAGUAAUAUAUCAGAUGAAUCCAUUAGCCUUUUGCCAGGUUCACCACCUUCUGCAUUGAAUAGUCCAAGUUACAGACGAAUGAUGUCAAGCCCCUCAGCAAUGAAGAUGUUGCCCAAUAGCCUUAUGUCUGGGAAAAGAAAUCAUAGAGGAGAAACUUUGCUCCAUCUUGCUUCUAUUAAGGGUGACAUACCUUCUGUCGAGUAUCUUUUACAAAAUGGAAGUGACCCAAACGUUAAAGACCACGCUGGAUGGACACCAUUGCAUGAAGCCUGCAAUCAUGGGCACCUGAAAGUAGUGAAAUUAUUGUUGAAGCACAAGGCAUUGGUGAACACCACCGGGUAUCAGAACGACUCGCCGCUUCAUGAUGCAGCCAAGAAUGGACAUGUGGACAUAGUCAGACUGUUACUUUCUUAUGGAGCCUCCAGGAACGCCGUUAACAUAUUUGGUCUGCGGCCUGUGGAUUAUACAGACAGUGAAAAUAUGAAAUCACUAUUGCUGCUACCAGAGAAUGAAUCCUUAUCAACUAGCCAUUGCUCAGUAAUGAACACUGGUCAGCAUAGGGAUGGGCCUAUUGUACUUAUAGGCAGUGGGCUUUCUUCAGAACAACAGAAAAUGCUCAGUGAGCUGGCAGCAAUCCUUAAGGCUAAAAAAUGUGCUGAGUUUGACAGUACAGUAACUCAUGUCAUUGUUCCUGGUGAUACAGUCCAAAGUACCCUGAAAUGUAUGCUUGGGAUUCUCAAUGGAUGCUGGAUCCUAAAAUUUGAAUGGGUGAAAGCAUGUCUACAAAGAAAAGUAUGUGAACAGGAGGAAAAGUAUGAAGUUCCCGAAGGUCCACAGAGAAGCAGACUGAACAGAGAACAGCUGUUGCCAAAGCUGUUUGAUGGAUGCUACUUCUAUUUUGGGGGAACCUUCAAACACCAUCCAAAGAACAACCUCAUUAAGCUUGUCACUGCAGCUGGGGGACAGAUCCUCAGUAGAAAGCCAAAGCCAGACAGUGACGUGACUCAAACCAUCAAUACAGUUGCAUACCAUGCCAAACCUGAUUCUGAUCAGCGCUUCUGUACGCAGUAUAUCAUCUUUGAGGAUUUGUCUAAUUAUCGUCCAGAGAAGGUUCGACAGGGCAAAGUCUGGAUGGCUCCUUCCAGCUGGUUUAUAGACUGUGUGAUGUCCUUUGAGUUGCUCCCUCUUGACAGCUGAAUACUUUACAGAGUGAACAUUUCAAAUUGAACUUACACAGUUUGUGAGAACACAGCCAUUGUGCUGUUUUUGAUCAGUCACAUUUUUACAAAUAGAUAGUCAUUUUUUUUUUAAUCCAAAAAGGGAAACACACACACCUCUUCCAGAUUAGGAAUUUAUUUUGUGUUUAUCAUUUAGAUGCUGGGAUUGCUUUGAAGGAUUUUUCUUUUUAGAGCUGACAUAUGGUUUGAUUCAUCAUGUCUUUCUAAUCAAAUUAUCAGAGAUUAGUGAGAGGAAUCAGAACUGUUGGUUAAAUAUAUGAGUGGUAUCAUUACUGUAUCAGCCUUUUAAUGUUCUUUGAUGAAAAAAGCCCACACCUGCUACCAGCCAAACUAUUAAUUAUUCUUUACUAAACAGAAUUCUGUCAUAUAAUGUAUUCUGACUUUAUUGCAAUGAAAAUAGAGAACCUGGUUUCAGUGUGCCACCACAGGUGAUAAAGUCUUCUCUUGUCUACGGUUGUCUUCAUCUUGCCUUGUUUUUGUUUAGUUUCUUAGAAUUUAUCUGGAUAUCUGUUCCUAAAUUUUUCUCUUUCUAAAACCUUGCCCAUUCAUCAGAAAAUCAUGAUUAGAACUUCAACAUUAUUGUUCUUUGAUGGCGAAAAAUCAAUACUGGGCUUAUGAUACAUAUUUUUAUCGCAUACACUUGCUUAUUAGCUAUCAAUUGAUAACUGUUUAGUAUAUACAUGUAUGUAUAUAUAUAGAGAGAGAGAGAGAAAGAGAGAGAGGGAGCAUUUGGUCUAACACAUUUUAGUAUCAGUAUUUCUUAAAAAGAUUUCCUGAAACUAGCCAAUUGUCAAUCAAAUAUCAAUAGGCUUAAUUAGGAAAACGUCUUUUUCUGGUCGACUUUUUUAGAUAUUGCUAAAAUAAUUUUU
Molecule: messenger RNA, 3369 nt
Organism: Choloepus didactylus (southern two-toed sloth)
Lineage: Eukaryota; Metazoa; Chordata; Mammalia; Pilosa; Megalonychidae
Gene: BARD1
Product: BRCA1 associated RING domain 1
Exons: 11
Coding region: 129-2459 (776 amino acids)
Molecular function (GO): protein binding
Source: RefSeq, a predicted model, not a curated record